CCUUUUUCUCUUCUUCGCUUCCAGCUGCUCGAGGACCGCUACAGUCGUUCCCUUUCCAGUCACUUGAAUAUACAACAAUAUCUCAUUCUUUUCUUUUCAUUCCUUUUCAAAAAGAUACAAGGCUAUCUACUGCCGUAAUUCUUCAACCAUCUCUCUCACUCUCGCUCACUCUGUUCAACGUCGAACCAAAAAAUACUUAAUAAAUCUCCAACGCUUUCACAUCAUCGCCAACAACUCAGCAUAAAAGUAUCGUUUCUUAUCACCGAAAAUGCAAUACACCAACUCCUUUGGCGCCUUUCUGGUGGGCCUCCUGGCCGCCUCCGAUCUGGCCACCGCCGUCCCCACCGGCUUCCGACAGCACGCCCCGGUGACCAGCGGCAGCCAGGCCCGUGACAGCAGCAACUCCAAGGGCGGCGUCUCGCUCAAGCAGGUCCGCAAUGCCAAGCACAGCGGUCACCAGCGGGUGGGAGCACUGGCCGUGGAGAAGGCGUACCUCAAGUACAACGCGGUGAUGCCCACGGAGCUGACAGACGCGGUCUCGCGCAUCCGCACCAACCUGGCCAAGCGGGCCACGGGCUCGGCAACCACCACGCCCGAGGAGUACGACGUCGAGUACCUCACGCCCGUGCAGAUCGGCACGCCGGCACAGACGCUCAACCUCGACUUCGACACGGGCUCGUCGGACCUUUGGGUAUAUUCGAGCGAGACACCCUCUGACGAGGUCAGCGGCCAGACUGUCUACAACGUCGACGCCUCUAGCACCAGCGCCAAGCAGUCCGGAUUGACCUGGAGCAUCAGCUAUGGUGAUGGCUCCUCCUCCAAGGGCGACGUCUACUACGACACCGUGUCGGUGGGUGGCCUUGCUGUGACCAAUAUGGCGGUCGAGACGGCCACGACGGUCUCGUCUGAGUUCACUGCCGAUACCGACAUUGAUGGUCUUUUGGGCCUGGGCUUCAGCAACCUCAACACCGUCAGCCCUACCCAGCAGAAGACCUUCUUCGACCGCUCCGAGGACAACCUGGACUCCUUCCUUUUCACUGCUGACCUGAAGGCUGGCGAGCCUGGUACUUACAACUUUGGCUUCAUCGACAACGCGUCGUACACUGGUGACAUCUACUACACCCCAGUCGACAGCACCCAGGGCUACUGGAUGUUCUCCUCCUCGGGCUACCAGAUCGGCGAUGCCACCUUCACCUCGACUAGCAUCAAGGGCAUUGCCGAUACCGGCACCACCCUUCUCAUGCUGCCCACCGCCAUCGUCGAGGCCUACUAUGACCAGGUCGCAGGCGCCUCCUACGACAGCUCCCAGGGCGGCUACACUUUCCCCUGCACCUCCUCCCUCCCAGACUUCACCCUCGGCAUUGCUGCGGGCACCAUCACCAUUCCGGGCACCUACAUGAACUACUCGCCCCUCGACAGCGCCAACACCACCUGCUUCGGCGGCCUCCAGGACGACAGCGACAUCGGCUUCGCCAUCUUUGGCGACAUCGCCCUCAAGGCCGCCUUUGUCGUCUUCGAGGGCGGCGACAGCCCGCAGAUCGGCUGGGCCAACAAGAACCUGUGA
Molecule: messenger RNA, 1564 nt
Organism: Cryphonectria parasitica EP155
Lineage: Eukaryota; Fungi; Ascomycota; Sordariomycetes; Diaporthales; Cryphonectriaceae
Product: microbial aspartic proteinase
Exons: 3
Coding region: 269-1564 (431 amino acids)
Biological process (GO): proteolysis
Molecular function (GO): aspartic-type endopeptidase activity
Source: RefSeq, a predicted model, not a curated record